This is a messenger RNA of Onychostoma macrolepis, 4572 nucleotides long. It is a transcript of the gene il21r.1, whose product is annotated as interleukin 21 receptor, tandem duplicate 1. Lineage: Eukaryota; Metazoa; Chordata; Actinopteri; Cypriniformes; Cyprinidae. Gene Ontology annotation, biological process: cytokine-mediated signaling pathway; immunoglobulin mediated immune response. Gene Ontology annotation, cellular component: external side of plasma membrane. The coding region runs from base 255 to 1913 and encodes 552 amino acids. The record is from RefSeq and is a predicted model, not a curated record. Gene Ontology annotation, molecular function: cytokine receptor activity; protein binding. The transcript has 8 exons.
GGGUGGAGCAUCUGCAAAUAGGCUCUUGUUUUAACCACAACCACAUCCUUAGUGUCAUAUUUUCGUCACAAGCAGUCAAGCACUCUGACUGUGCAUGUUGAUCAGUAGAUUGGCAUGGUAUGAAUGUCAAGGCUUGUGCAAUGUACAACUGGUGUUUGAUUGAGAACAACAGAAUUUUAUUUUCUUUCAAAUUUUAGAUUUUUGUAAACCGACUCGAUGGGAGUGAUAUCAAGUUUGCAUGUGGGCUCUGUACAAUGCAUUUGAGCAGGGCUGGCCGCAGAUUCUUUUCCUCCUCUUCCAUGAUGGCUCUAUGGCAAGCCAUAGCCUUGCUUGUAGUUUGUGGACUUAUUGAGUGCAGUGUUGCUUUGAGAAGAAAUGCUACGGUUUCUGUAGCUCGAUUGACCACAUUUCCUCUCACAUCACCGUUUGCAGAUGACGGCGUGUGCAACGUGACCUGCACCACAGACUUUAUAUCCAUGCUCAACUGCUCCAAUUCUGACUCGGCAGGAGCAGCUUCGUGUCACGUUGUGGCAGAUUGCAGGGAUGGAGUUGAACCUGUGAAUGGGAGCUGCACUAUCAAUUCGCCACAAUCCUGGUGCACAAUCGAGUCCGAGGAUAUGGAUCUGAUAAUGUCCUUUGUUACUAACUGCUCUAUCAUAGUAACACAAAUGGCCAAACAAGGCAAUAUGGAGACCCCAACAAAGACUGAAGAAAUAAUUUUAUACAAAUAUGUUAAGCCAAAACAACCUUUCAACCUAAACAUUACAAAAAUUGAUGGGGAAUUCAAACUCACUUGGGAUGUGGCUUAUACAGAACACUUUCUGUAUAAAAAAUUAUACUACAGAGUACGAUUACGAACUAAAAGUGACCCAGAUGAGAUGGCGAAAAUUUACACCCUGCAGCAGAGCCAACAAUCAAUGGUUAUCAUCAGUGAAAAACUCCUGCCAGGAAGGCAGUAUGUGGCAGAAGUUCAGGUUGCAGUGCAUCCUUCAACUUUUACAUCCAUGUGGAGUGAAUGGAGCAACAGCGUUGAAUGGACUUCUGACUCUCCAGUGUCAGAACAGUACUAUUUCCUGCUGUUGGCACUUCCUGUUGUGGUGGUGGUGCUGCUUGUGUACAGUGGGAAAUUAGGGGGCAUCAAAAAGCUGUCCUUAUGGCAACACAUCCCAAGCCCUCAUGAGUACUUCACACCACUCUACCAUACAUAUCAAGGAGAUUUUAAGAGAUGGGUCGGACCAGUCCUGACCUUCAACAACUUUGAUGUCCUUGAGAAGAGCACCACUCUGCAGGUGCUUUGUGAGAAACCGCAGAAUGAACGCUCGGAGGAACCUGCUAACAGGACCGGCGAACGGGACUUUGGUCCAGCGGAUCAAAACUCAUCUAAACUCUACUUCCUUGGAAGCAACAGUCAAGGCAUCGCACACUCCGGUGGCCACAUAUCGAUGGACACCGUUACAGUGUCCGGUCAGGAGGGCGUCAUGGCCGACUGGUCCGGUGACAGUCACAGACGGAGCCUAGAGGACUUCCUCAACAGUAAAGAUGCCAAUCAGAGAGCGGCUGAGAUGGAUGACAGGCAGCCUCUUGUACCGGAUGGCAGGAGGAGUUUACAGGGUUCAGACUUUGAUGACUGGCAUCUACAGGAGCACGACCUGGAGAACAUCGAGCAGGUCUCGCUGGACUCCUACAGUUCAAAUGAGCAGUCCGAUGAUGGCUACCCACAAAUGGGUUUGGAUUUGGACACUAUAGACAGUGGAUUUCUGGAGUCAGACUGUUCCAGCCCCUCUGCGUUUGAUGGGAACGAGCAGAUGGAGACUUCUUCACUGGAAGGUGUGGGAUGCUCCCAUUCAAAUUAUGUCAAACAGUGGGUGGCUUUUACAUCAGUUCAAGUUGAUGCCCACAGCAAUGGAAAGUAGCUGUUCAUGGGCGUUUCUAUUGCUACAACAAACUAAAUCACUGCUGAAUAAUAGGCAAUAGAAAGUGAAAGAAUCUACAAAUUGCAAGAAGACUUCACUGGUUGGACCUAACUUGCACACAAUGUGUUUGUGAGCUGUUUUUUAUUACACUGAACUGUAUUUGUGACAUAAAUGGACUCAUUAGACAUCAGUUGUGUGAUCAUUCUCAGGACAUUGGUCUACAUUAAGACUGCAGGACAGUAUGUGUAGCUGAAAAUCUCAAUUUGCAUACUGUAAUUCCUUUAGGUCUAUAGACUUUAGUCAGGGUAGCGCCAUAUUUAAUAUGACUGGUUUGGAAACGAGGCUGUGAGAGCAUGAAGUACGGUGCAUUCAAAGGAUUGUAGUGUUGUUUAAAAAUAUACCAAUUCUUCCACUGAAGAAAGAGAAAAAAAAAAAAAAAAAAAACUUUGUAAAGUCUGUAAGCCUGUCCUUCACAGCCUCGUUUUAAUCCAUGUUAAAUUCAAUAUGGCGUCUAACAUGAUUAAGUUCUGUAAUCAGAGGUUGUGCUACUAAUGAUAAUUAUUUGUCACUAAUGGACUGGGUUGUACUUUUUCCGUCAUACUCUAUUUUUAUAUUUCAGUAAAAUUUUGUAACACUUGAUCAUUUUUAAUGUGACUUUGCCACAAGAACUUCUCAUGAAUUACUGUCUUCAAUUCCUACUUUUGAAAUCAAAUUAAGUUGUAGUUUAUUUUUAAAUAAUUCAUUUUACUCUGAGGCAGGUUUCCAUAAUUAGUGUCCUUUGAGGCCCGUUCACACCAAGAAAUCUAAGAGAAUUCACGCUACGACUCCAACAAUAAAGAUGUACGAUUCCACUUUCAGAAUGAUGUUUUCCAGCUGAUGAACAAUAAAGGCAUUGACUGCCAAUCAGAAUCCAUCCUGCUUUAACAAGCUCAAGCACUUAAAGCAUGCUUCUAUGUAAAUAGAACUUUAUUGUGCAUUGGUGUGGAUGCUAAUAUAGUUAGCAUUCUUGGUGUGAAUGAUAAAAAGCAUUCUGAAUUAUGCAUUUGCAAUUUUGCCAAACUAACCACAUAACCUCUGCAUUUAGUGUGCAAGAGUAGAAUUAGUGCAUGCCAAAUCAUGCUCCAUUGGGAAAAAAAAAAAAAAACAUGCCAAAAGUGCAGGGGUUUUUACUAUGUCAGGUGACCUGUCCAAAAAAGAUUAAUCUCUGCAUAUUUUUUGUUAAAUUCAAGAUUUGGUAACUGAAAAACCCAUACUGAUCAACUAUUCAAAGUAUUUACAGAAAGUGUAAAUAUGUUUGGAACCUAAAGUAACAUAUUUAGCUACAUGCUAACACAAACAAUACAUGACAGGGGUUUGUGGUGAUUUUAUGAUGUGGCUGUAUGUCUCAAUACUGGCAUACCAUCUUACUACGUACUCAGCUGCAGCUGAAGUACAUUUAUUCAGCAUGUAGCAAAAGUAUGGGAUGUGUGGUGAGACCAGUGUUUAGAUACUGAUUAUCUAAUGAGGUAAGACUGAGAAUUAUGCAUUUUGUGACUUUUUGUUUUGCGUGACAAAGGCAUGAGCUUGCAGUUCUUUUGUCAUUGAACACGAUGUUGCAGUUAUCAGAGUUUGCUCUGAGCAAGAUAAGGCAUGUUUCAGAUAGAUCUACAAAAUGCCAGCCACCUGAUAAUACUACGGGUAUUUCUACAUAUCAGAUCUUUUGCACAAAUCAUUAGCUCAGCAGAGAGAAUAUUAGAUUGUUUUGUUUUGUUUGGGGGAUUUUUUUGUCAAGUGCUUUUUAACCUUUUCAUUUUUCCAUUAAUGCUCUGAGUUUCAUGAAAUGAUUCAUGCACUUUAAUUUUAAUGAUAUGAUUAUUUAUUACUGAGGAAGUAGACACUUUGAUGGUUAGAGGUGAUUACAGAUUUUAUUUGCAGCGGGUUUGAAGUAAACUUACAUUACUGUUUUAGCCUUAUUACCGUACAAUUUGUUUGUUUAAAAGCUAUUCAGCCAAAUAAGUAUUAACAAGCAAGUUUUCCUGGUAGCACUUUACAAUAAAGUUCAUUGGUUAACAUUAGUUACCUACAUUAGUUAACAUGAACUAAGAAUGGAUAAUACAUCUACAGCAUUUAUUAAUCUUAGUUAAUGUUAAUUUCAGCAUUUACUAAUGCAUUAUUAAAAUCACAAGUUUUGUUUUUUAACAUUAGUUAAUGCACUGUGAGCUAACAUGAACAAACAAUGAAUGACUGUAUUUUUAUUAACUAACAUUAGCAAAGAUUAAUAAAGAGUGUAAUAAAUGUAUUCGUUCAUGAUAAUUAAUAGAUUAACUAAUGUUAACAAAUGACACCUUAUUGUAAAGUGUUACCGUUUUCCUUAUAUAAGAAACAUCAACUUGUAUAGCAACAUUUGAGCCCUUAUUUUUCAAACUGUAUAUGCAGGAGCACUUUUAAAACGUUUUCUGCAACAGCUGAAAGUGAAAGAUGAAAAGGACACUGUGACAUACAGUAGAAAGCCACAAAUAAAAGUUCACAUUUGUAACUUUUAAUCUCUUGAAUCACUGCGCUAAAUGUCAGCUGCAGUCAUUUAUAGAAUCAGUCAUACGUGGGGAAAGUCACAUCAAGAUGUUUCUGACUGGAAAUGUUACAGAUGUGUAAUUUAGUAUAAUAAAAAAAUAACAAAGAA